UUCUAUUUUUGUAUUUGUUUCCUUUUUCCAGGUUAUGCCCUGAAAUGCUUCGCAUUUGUCUCUGUUAAGAGCUGGGAUGACUGCAAAAACAGUACAAAAGAGGUGACCUGUUUGGACAGUCAGGACCGUUGUGCUAAAGUGUAUGUAAAAGCUGAGAUCUCAGGCGUGACACAAGAAGCCUUUGGCAAGGGAUGUGCCACUUCAUCUGACUGCAGCGCGAAGAACUGCAAAAAGAUCGUCUCCUCAGGGAAAAUCAUCAAAUGCGAAAUCGACUGCUGUAAAAAAGACCUGUGCAAUGGAGCCGAAGUACCAAUGGUCAGUGCCAUCAUGCUGUUGUCAUGCGCUAUUAUAGCUUUUGCUCGAUAA
Molecule: messenger RNA, 366 nt
Organism: Porites lobata
Lineage: Eukaryota; Metazoa; Cnidaria; Anthozoa; Scleractinia; Poritidae
Source: the annotation of a GenBank genome assembly